AUGCUCUGGACGGUGGGGCCACCCCUCGGAUACCUCUGGAGACUCUCUGUUGCUGAGGUCACCACACCACUGGCGUUGGCUGGCAUGGUGACGGAACCGCGACCGAGUUUGAACUUUGAAGGGGGGAAGCAAGCAAGCGGGUCGGCGGUAGACGAUAAAAAAGGAAACACACGUACGCCGCCCCUCCAUCCUCCAUCCUCCAUCCUCCUCCUCUUCCUCUUCCACCGCCGCCUCCUCCACCUCCGCUUCUCCAUCCUCUUUCACGCCGCCUCCACCUCCACCUCCUCGCCUCUCCCCUAUGGCCGCCCCGCCGCCGCCGACCUGCUGCUGGACCGCGCUGUCUGGCUCGCAUGCGCUGGUCCCUUCGCACGCCUCCCCUCCGUCGACGCAAAAGUCUAUUACUUCCCAAGAGGCCACGCCGACCAGUGCCGCGGCGCCAACCCUCCGCUCCAUCUGCUCCUCCAAGACGCCAAACAACGCUGCACCGUCAAAUCCAUUGAGCUGCACUACCGCCCCACCACCGAUGAGCCUUACGCGGUGAUUACUCUAGACCAUGACCGAGAGCUCGAGCUGCUCCCCGCGGCCAUCCAACAAGAAGAGCCUACCGAGAUGAGGUACUUUGUCAGGCAUCUCACUGGCACCUCCGACGACCGCUCUCCCAUUUCCGUCACGUCCUGCGCGCUCUCCAUCUUCCCUGCCCUGCCACCCGGCGCACAUGACCAGGUUCUGGAGGCUGCGGAUGUGCACGGCCGCCGCUACACCUUCAACCACUCCCUCCAAGGCGGGAACCACAGGCUGCUCGCCGGCUGGAGCCGUUACUGCGGACAUAAGAGGUACAACGUCAUCCUGGAGAGGAACGCCGUCGUCUUCAUACGCCCCCGCGCGGCAGAAGCACGCUUCAUCAUCGGCUCGCGCCGCGGCCCCGGGCCAAGCCUUGACAUCGCCAGCGACCAAGUCGGCAACGUCGUGCAAGCCACACAGGCCGCGGCGGCGGCGGCGGCGGCGGCGGCGGGAGCCCAGUCCUUCACCGUCAUCUACUACCCGCGCCAGGGCUGGCCGUUCGUCGUGCCGAGGAAGGAGGCGGACGACGGGCUUGCCUUCGACUGGCAGGUCGGGAUGGACGUCCGCAUGCGCGUCCCAGUGGACCCCCAUGAGGUGCCGGAGAGCAGGGAGGAGGACGAGACACCCGACUUCUUCCACGGCGUCAUCAGCCAGGUCAACAACGCCAACUGGUGCAAGCUCCAGGUGGCUUGGGCACCAUCCUCUGUUCCAACUCCAGAUGGAAAUGUGAAUGCUUGGCAGGUAGUGCUAAAGGAGGAGGAGGAGGCACCAUCGAGAAAGCGUGCAACUUCGCCCGCCAUAGCAUUAGACGCACCAUCUUCAUCCCGCCAGAGGAUCAUCUAAGUUGGGUUCCUUGUGACAUUGUUGACUACUGCUACAACAGGCUUAGAAAGCCUUCUUACCACUUGCUUUUUUGGCGGACAUCUUUUUGAUCUAGACGUUGUGCUGAGAUGCUGAUGAAAUUCUUAGUUUCAGUUUGUUA
Molecule: messenger RNA, 1543 nt
Organism: Lolium perenne
Lineage: Eukaryota; Viridiplantae; Streptophyta; Magnoliopsida; Poales; Poaceae
Product: auxin response factor 13
Biological process (GO): response to hormone; regulation of DNA-templated transcription
Molecular function (GO): DNA binding
Source: RefSeq, a predicted model, not a curated record